AUGGAGAACCAAAGAAGAGGUAUUUUACAAGGAUUAAAUCGUAGUAGAACAAUAUCAACCCAAACAAACAAUACUACUGGUCAAUUAAAUUCAACUACAACACCAACAAUUACUGGUAAAAGUGUUUUCAUGGCAUAA
Dictyostelium discoideum AX4 is the source of this 138-nucleotide messenger RNA. RefSeq lists its product as hypothetical. The record is from RefSeq and is a predicted model, not a curated record. NCBI's taxonomy places the organism in Eukaryota, Evosea, Eumycetozoa, Dictyosteliales, Dictyosteliaceae. The transcript is spliced from 2 exons. Bases 1 to 138 code for a protein of 45 amino acids.